Molecule: messenger RNA, 3098 nt
Organism: Aedes albopictus (Asian tiger mosquito)
Lineage: Eukaryota; Metazoa; Arthropoda; Insecta; Diptera; Culicidae
Gene: lok
Product: ovarian-specific serine/threonine-protein kinase Lok
Exons: 5
Coding region: 515-1990 (491 amino acids)
Biological process (GO): protein phosphorylation
Molecular function (GO): ATP binding; protein kinase activity; protein binding
Source: RefSeq, a predicted model, not a curated record
UCGUCGUUUUUGUCCUCGCGAAGCGAACUUCUGCUGAUACAGCAGCAAAACAAGCGAUAAACAAAAAACGCGUGUGCUUUGUGUGGUGCGGUUCGUUCUCUUGCUGUGAAAUUGGAGAUCCUUUUCUCCUGUGUAAUCUUACGAUUUCGUUUCUUUCGUAUUCCUGCUUUUCUUCAGCGUGUGGAAGAAAAAAACUGGUUUUGUUUAAAUCGCCUACCUACGUAUAUGUUGUGUGAAGGAAAAGUCUGCUCUGGAUUGUGAUCGUUUAUUUACGUCGGAUUUCCAUUCAGUUUGGGGUCGCCUGGGAAACGUAAUGGCGCUCCCUUGAUGUGAUCGAAGUAAAACCCGAACGAAGUUUGACGCGACGGAUUUCGAAGAAAAGUGUUGAGAGUGACAGUCUGUAGUGAUCGUUUCGUGAAUAGUAAAUUUUUGAUGAGUUGACGGAAGAAUCUGUAAAGCAGCACAAGGCUGAUGUCCUCCUGAUUGUUGAAGAAGACAAGAAUAAAACAGCACGAUGGCCAACAACAACAAGGAUAGCACACAACCGAACACCCAAACGGGCACCCAGACCGGCCUGUGGAGCCAGAUCGAGAGCCAACCGGUGGAGAACAUAGUCUGGGGCCGGCUUUACGCGAAGAACCUGAAAAUCAAAAGCCUCGGUACUAAAAAAGCACUUCCAAUAAUACCCCGAAUUGCGUCCAGCAGCUAUGAUCUAGCCGUUCCGGAGUUUGUAGCCGGAAGAAAUCCUACGAAUCACCUGUGCAUUGGCAAGGAUCAUCUGCCGGAGAAGAUUCUCAGCAGAAUCUCGAACUAUCAUUUUUCAAUCGUCAAAGACACGGAAGAUUUGACCAGUCCCACGUUCAUAGAGGACAAAUCCCGAAAUGGCACGUUUGUCAAUGGUAACCUUAUUGGAACCAACAAGCGGAUGAUUCUCAAGAAUGACGACAUCAUAGCGCUGUCCCACCCGAGCUACAAAGCCUUGGUGUUCAAGGACCUAACUCCCAGUGAAGCCAAAGGUCUCCCGACGGAAAUCAAAAAUACGUACUACGUAGGGCGAAAGCUCGGUUCCGGCGCGUGUGGUGUAGUGCACCUGAUUUACGACACCAAAACGUGCACGCCCUACGCCAUGAAGCAUGUGGUGAAGAACAUGCUGGCGGAGUGCAGCAAGCCCAAAAUCCUAAACGAUCCCCAGCGGGUGAUGAACGAGGUCAACAUCAUGAAGAGCCUGGAACAUCCGUGUGUAAUAAAAAUGCACGACAUCGUCAACAAAGCAGAUUCCGUAUUCAUGGUGCUGGAGUUCAUGAAGGGUGGGGAUCUGCUGAACCGAAUCAUCCAAAACAAGUACCUGCCGGAACACAAUGCCAAGCUGUUCUUCCUCCAGAUGUGCCACGCUGUGAAGUAUCUGCACGCCAAAGAUAUCACCCACCGAGAUUUGAAACCAGACAACAUCCUGCUAGAAAAUGACGACGAGGAAACCUUGUUGAAGGUUUCCGACUUUGGUUUGAGCAAAUUCGUGCAAAAAGACUCCGUGCUGCGAACCCUCUGUGGCACUCCCCUGUACGUUGCCCCGGAAGUACUCCUAACCGGUGGACGUGGUUCCUACACGCGAAAAGUGGACAUUUGGAGUUUGGGAGUUGUCCUGUAUACGAUGCUCAGCGGAACACUUCCUUUCUCGGAUGAAUACGGAAGCCCUGCCUCCGAGCAAAUCAAGCGAGGCAAAUUCUCCUUCCGUCACCGGUCGUGGAAGUCGGUUUCACCCCAAGCCAAAAAGCUUAUUUAUGAGAUCUUGACGAUCGACCCGAAUAGUCGACCGUCCAUUGAUGACAUCCUCAAUAGUGCAUGGUUGCGCGAUCCGGAAGUUAUCCGGAAGGCGGAGAAACUGAUGAAUGUGCGACUGUCCGGCAUCAAAAAGGCUUCCACAUCCGACAUAGAGAACAACAAUGAGAAGAUCUUUGUCGAGCCUCCCAAGAAACGGCAACGUACCAAAUGACUAGAUUCGGGUAAAAGGCCACCUGCCGAAGGAGAGGAUGCCGGCAGUGAUGACCAAAAGGAAGAACCAGUUCGUAUACAGUUCAGAAAGUGGGUGAAAUUGAAGCUAAGUGUGCGUUAGAAUCUCCGGCAUUCGUGACGUCAAAAAUCAGCAAAGAGAGGAGAAACAGUAAGUAGCAAGUGGAAGCGAGCUGAUUUGAUAAGGAUUAUUUUCUAUUGAUAACAAUUCAAGCGGAACUGAUAAUGUAGUUUUUUACGUUCCCUUGCCUACAGCGGAUUUGGAUCAAGUACGAUGCUCUCUUGGUUGUUUAUAUAUAUAUUUCAUAAACGCAUUUUGUAUAGCAUUCGAAUACAUGUUUUCGUUUCGAUCAACGGUUACUAGAGUGAAGUGUUAAACAUUGCUCCGUGGCUCGGCCUUCGUUACGAGUCACAAAGGAGCAGCCUGUGUGCAUUUACCUACGCUUACUGUUCCGUUGGAAUUGUUAUUUUAAUGCAUGGUAAGGAAAACGUUUAACAUUUAUUGAGUUUGUACAGAAGUGGACACUAUUUUAAACAUGUAGAAAUUCAAAAUAAUUGCAGAAACUGUCGAAAAAAAAACUAAACAUCUUAACAAAAAUUGAUUCAUUCCAAAUCAGAAGCGAAAACAUGUUCAACUAGAUUAUUCAAUAAUGCUUUACCCACAAUCAUAAGCCAUCAUUCGUCAAUAUCCGUGCUAUGUUUUCUUUUUGUAAACGUUACAAAUUGUCUUGGAAUAAAUACUUUUCGUUUUGUAAUAACUAUCAUCACAAAAUCAGUUGAAAAUGCCGAAAAUGUUCCAUGCAACACACAUGGAACGAUACGAAAAAAAAACAGGUUUCACUAUAUUAAGUACAAACGGACUACCUACCUAUAAUAAGGUGCAAAAUAGAACUACAUAUUUAGAAAGCCAUGCCAUACAGUUCCUAAAGUGCAAAAUGUCGUUAAUAAACUGUCGCGUGGUUGCCCUAGUGAUUUGAGUAUUAAAUGCUUAGAUAAGGAAUACAUACAUAAACUUAGCUGUAGAAUUGUUGCAGUUUUACUUACUUUUUUUUCUAAAGAAAAAUACAAUACAUUUUUUUGUUUCGUCUUAA